AUAGAAUAAAACUUCCACCACCACCUCAUUCCUCAAGCCACAUAUAAGUAUAAGGGUCUUGUCAUUAUUCCAAUACCAAAAAACUGAGAGAAUGAGUCAACCAAAGGAUCAUUCAGCGAGAAAGGUAGCAUUCUCAUGGGAAAAUAAGCCUGGUGUCUCCAAAGUAACAAGUACUCCUCUUGCUGAAACUCUCAUCCCAAAAGAGCAAGAGCUUUUGGCCAAGCUGCCACCCCCUCCUUUUACACCAGAAGAAGCCACUCACAAAAACCAUGUUCAUAAUUUCCAAAUUCCACUUCCUCCUUGUGCUUUUCAGCCUCCUUUUUACAGAACUUCCUCCAAAAGGGGUCUCUGGGUUCAGGACAAAGACCCUUUUCUAGCAGCUUUCAAAGAGUGCACCAAGAAUCAGAAAAGUGCCAAGGUGAAUAAAAAGUUUAUCAAAGAUGGAAUCCAGUCAAGGGUAAGGAAGAGCAUGUCCUUUUUCUCAUGUACCAGAUCUUGCACUGUUCAUGACACCAAUUUGCUCAGGAUCUCUCACCUAGAUGAUGAUUGAUAUGUUGUAACUUCUUCAUCUGUUGUUCUAUUCGGGUGAUUCCUGCACAACUUACUAGUCAAGGUAUAGUAUAAUAGAUGUAUGAAGAAUAAUCAAAGUGACAAUAUUUCUGUUGCUGUUAUGUAUGCUUUCUGUAUGGUUUUUUGCUGAAUCUUAUGCUAUCGAUAGCUAUUGUUGACUGGAAAAUCAAAGGCAGUAGUAAAUGUAUGACUUUGCAAAUAGGCUAGUUAUUUCUAAAUACUACCUUAUUUUAAAAAUUUAUUUAUGAAACUUGUUUAGGUGUAGUUGAUAACCUGCUAUGGCUUAUUUUACAGUUCAUGUAAUUUUGCUUUUAUCUGUGUAGGAAUUGAACAGGUUAGAGAACUUCAUAUUGGGCUAGUUUUAAUUUAUGAGAGAUGUUAUGUUAA
Molecule: messenger RNA, 957 nt
Organism: Vigna radiata var. radiata (mung bean)
Lineage: Eukaryota; Viridiplantae; Streptophyta; Magnoliopsida; Fabales; Fabaceae
Exons: 1
Coding region: 92-550 (152 amino acids)
Source: RefSeq, a predicted model, not a curated record